AUGAAUGUCUGCUCGAACACCAUAAAGGAUCCCCUCACGCUCAUGGCGAUGUGGGGCUCCAUGAAGGGGUACAACCCGGAGCAAGGGUUCAGCUUCGAGGGUCCGGAGAAGCGCCUCGAGGUGAUUGUGCGCUGUACACCGGAGACACACGUGGAUGGGCUGCGCAGCCUCGACGACUCCGUGUGGUCCGGUGUGGUUGGCUCGCUCAACGCGCAGAUCGUGUCGAGGGAGUCGAACGAGUACAUUAACAGCUACGUUCUGACCGAGAGCUCUCUCUUCGUGAUGAAAAACCGCAUCAUCCUUAUCACAUGCGGCACCACGACACUGCUUAACAGCAUCCCCAACAUCCUCGAGGCAAUCAGCGCGGUGCGCGGGGAGCUGGAGUGGGUGUCCUUCAUGCACAAAAACUACUCCUUUCCGUGGAUGCAAAAGGGACCGCACACGUCCCUGGCGGACGAGUUCGCGACACUGAAGCAGCACUUCCCUACUGGCAAGCCCUACAUCUUCGGCCCUGUGGACAGCGACCACUACUUUCUCUUCUGUUACGACGACAUCAUCCGCCCCUGCAGCUCCGAGGACGACACACAGCUCAGCAUGACUAUGUACGGGCUGGACAAGGAGCAGACCAGGUACUGGUUCAGCGACCGCUUCAUCUCCACCAGCUCGGAGACGGCGGCAAUCCGCGCUGCGACGCACCUAGAUCGCGUUGUGGACGGCACGUGGACGCUACAUGACCUCCAGUUCGAGCCCUGCGGCUAUAGCAUUAACGCCAUCCGCGGCGAGGAGUAUCAGACGAUGCACAUUACCCCAGAAGAUCACUGCUCCUUUGCCUCUUACGAGACGAACAGUCGAGCGGCGAACUACUCGGACCGGAUGAAGAAGGUGCUCGGCGUGUUCCGGCCGCAGCGGUUCACCGUCAUUGUUUUCCUCGACCCCGAGAGCCCUGUGGGCAAGGCAUACAACGAAGGCAAGGGGAUCGGAGUGGAACCGGAGUACUAUCCGGAGUACAGUCUCCUCCACCGCACCACGAACGAGUUCGCGCCGGGCUACGUGGCGAUGAAGAUUAACUACGUCAGGACGGGUGCGCUGGAAGAGACAGAUGCGGCAGUGGGAGGCGCCGAAGCGGGCGCCACGGGUGGGGCCGACUAG
Molecule: messenger RNA, 1149 nt
Organism: Leishmania mexicana MHOM/GT/2001/U1103
Lineage: Eukaryota; Euglenozoa; Kinetoplastea; Trypanosomatida; Trypanosomatidae
Product: S-adenosylmethionine decarboxylase proenzyme
Exons: 1
Coding region: 1-1149 (382 amino acids)
Biological process (GO): spermidine biosynthetic process; spermine biosynthetic process
Cellular component (GO): cytosol
Molecular function (GO): adenosylmethionine decarboxylase activity
Source: RefSeq, a predicted model, not a curated record